Papaver somniferum (opium poppy) is the source of this 3418-nucleotide messenger RNA. RefSeq names its product GBF-interacting protein 1-like. Lineage: Eukaryota; Viridiplantae; Streptophyta; Magnoliopsida; Ranunculales; Papaveraceae. The record is from RefSeq and is a predicted model, not a curated record. The transcript has 11 exons. The coding region runs from base 283 to 2871 and encodes 862 amino acids.
AGCAUUGUCUUAAGUUCUUAACAUCAUUUUUUCCCGUCUCUUCUUCUUCUUCUCUCUCUAUUUUUAUUUUUUUCUUCCCCUCUCUUCUUCUUCUUCUUUCGUCCUUUUUAGGUUUUCAAUUCAAACCUCAACAAAAGUUUCCCCCUUUUUUUCUUCUUCUUCUUCCAAACCCUCUCCAUUUCCCUUUUCUCUGUUUGUUUUCAUUUUCUGAAAGACUCUGCCUUUACCCCCUUACCUCUCUCUUUCUCUCUAUUUUCACACAUUUUUUUCCUCUAAGAAAACAUGAGUAGCCUUUCUAGGGUUUCAAUCCCUAACACCGUUAAGAAAACGAUCCAAAACAUCAAAGAGAUCGCUGGUAAUCACAGUGAUGAUGAAAUAUAUGCAAUGCUUAAAGAGUGUUCUAUGGAUCCAAACGAGACCACUCAGAGACUAUUGUAUCAAGAUACAUUUCAUGAGGUCAAGAGGAAGCGUGAUAAGAAAAAAGAGCAGAAUGUGAACAUCAGAGAGUUGGCAGAUUCUAGGUGGAGGCCUGGCCCCCAGGGGCGAGGAGGUAGGAGUGGGCGGCCAAACGAGUUUCCUCGCUACAAUUCUCAAGCUGUCUGUCCAGAUGCUGGUGUUGGGAGAAAUGGUAUAUCUGUGAAGGAAAAUGGAGUCAAUCAGGGACCAGAUAAAGCGGGUAUUCUUGAUUUGCCGGUUUCUCUGGAUACGGAAAAUAAAGCUGCAAGUUCUCUACCAGGGAUGGCAAAUGGAAAUUUUAAUACUCCUAAUGGAAGUUCAAUUCUUGGGCCUCCCACACAGAUGGCCACAGGUGGUGGUACGAACUUUUCUGUGAACUUUACUAAGGUAAGGAAUGCACCAGAACCACAUGUUAAUGGAAAAAUUACCCCACCAUCUGGAGUCAACAUUUCACGUGAGAGGUCUACACCCAAUCCCAAGCACAUUGUACCACCACCAUCUGUGCUUGGAGUUUAUUCCUCGGCUUCAGAUCCCGUUCUGGUGCCGUCUGUAGACUCACGAGUCCCUGGUGCAGUAGGAACAAUUAAGCGUGAAGUGAGGGUUCAACGUGCAGCCGUGGAACCUAACUCAGAUGCCCCUAACGAUACUAUAUCCUCUACUUGUCAGGAGAUUGCAGACAGUUCCCAAAUGACAAUAAAACCUUUGGGAGCGGAAAACAGCCAGCAGUUGGAGUUGUCAGAACCUUCUUCUUCACAAGCUGUAGGCCCUGGUAGGGAGUGGAAACCAAAGCCAAUGAGUUCAAAUGCAGCUUUGGCUUCAGGUGAAGUUGCCAUGUUAAAGAUUGAAACCGUUACAGACGAGGCCGGUGACGAGUCAGUGCCUGAACUUACGGAGUCUGUAUCUGAAGAUGCAAUUAUGCCACUUCAGAAGAAGCUAGAAGAGGUGCAUUUUUUCUCUGACAGUCAACAUGUUAUUAUUCCGAACCAUCUCCAUGUCGCUGAAUCUGAAAGAAGUGGGUUGAGUUUUGGAAGCUUUGAAGCUGGUUUUGGCGUGACAACAAGCUAUAUUGGUGGCCAUGAUGCUGAAAAGAGCUCUACACCUUUAUCGGAAUCCCCUCAGGAAACUGCAGAAGUUGCUGAAGAAUCGUUCUCGAGCAAUCAGGAGACGCCCGAAGAUGCCCUGGAAGGAGAAAAUUUUGACGACUCACAGUCGCCCAAGGAUGUGAUGGAAAAUGUAUCACCUGAAGAGGCCAAUAUUUCAUCUUCUGCAGUGGAGGAUCAUGACCAGCCCAAGUUAGAGACCGUACUCCCUCCAGGAGGUCCUCAAUUUUCCGUGGUCCACACUGUUCCGACGUACUCCACUUUUGGAUUGAUGCCGCCAAUGUUGGGAACCCAGUUUGCUCCCUUCGAUAGCUCUGACCCCCAGGCACGUGCCUUUGUCGUUCAGCAAUCAUUUGAUCCUGCAAACUAUUACAGCCAAGUAUAUCGAGCUGGUACUGACGGUGACGGCCGCUUCUCUCCCUUACUUACACCCGCUGCUGCUGCUGCAACCAAGUUUAAUGGAAAUAUAGCACUAUUGUCCUCGCAGGCUGGUCAAUCUCCUCAAGAGAGUGGGGAUUCUCUUAUUCAUUCUACAAGUCCAACACCUCAUGCGAGCCAAGCUAUUGGAGUCAUGCCAAGUUCUAUUUCGGUAUCCCAGCAACCAGUUCCUGUUUUUCGACACCCUCAAGCGAUGCACAUGCCUCAUUUUCCUCCAAAUUACCUUCCAUACGGCUCAUACUAUUCACCUUAUUUUGUGCCACCUCCCACAAUUCACCAAUUCUUGAGCAACAGUGCGUUCCCUCAACAACCCCCAAGUGGCAGUGUGUACCCGACUCCUGUUGCAGCAACAGCUGCUGCUGCUACAGGUAUCAAAUACUCUCUUCCACAAUUCAAAGUUGGCGGCACUACAGGAAACCCAACCCACAUUGGAAUGCAACCCGGCUAUGCACAGUUUAGCUCCCUCCCAUCUGGUUACAGUCCCAGUCCUGCUUCCACCACUGGUGGUAACUCCUCCGGGAAUGAAGAUUUAGUGGCGCCUCAGUUUAAAGAAAAUAAUGUCUACAUCACCGCUCCACAGAGUGAAGGUGGUUCAGCUGUCUGGGUUCCUGCACCAGGGAGAGAGAUUUCUGGAAUGCAGGCUGGUCCUUUUUACAAUCUGCCUCAGGGACAGCACAUAGCAUUUGCUCCAUCCCAAACUGGGCAUCCAGCCUUUGCUGGGAUAUAUCACCCAACACAGGCAAUGGGAGGAACUGUUCACCCUCUGCUUCAGCAGUCUCAAGCCAUGGCUGGAGCUGUUGAAAUGGUAGGGCCUCCUGCAGGUGUUUAUCAGCAGCAGCCUCAACGCACACAGGUGAAUUGGACCAAUACUUACUGAAAUAGAAAGAAGUUACAUUAUAUUUUUUGGAGACUUACUAAAACGAGAAAUACAAGUCGAUCUUCUGGAUUUUCUGAGAGACCCAAAAAGUUAGGGGAGAAAAUACAGCGGCCUGCUUUUGGAGUGUAAAUAAUAUAAAGAUGGCUGAGAAAUUGGGGAAGAUUUUUCCAGUGGUGAAUGGAAGACAAAUUUACUAAAUGACCAUUUUUCAAGUUAAUUUAGAGAGAAAUUGAUGGACAGAGCAGGUCUUUUGUUAGUUACUGCAGGGUUUCGGGUUCCCCCCCUUUUGUUGUUCUUAUUCUUCUUCUAGCCUUCUAAUUGUCUGUAGGUGCUGAAAAGAUUUGGUAUUUUCAUUUCUUUUCCUUUAUCUGGGUGUCUCCUAGGACUUUCCGGAAGGUAAGAUAAAAAUUUGGUGCUUUUUUCUCAUUCAUCAACCUUAGUUUCACCAAUUCGUACCUGUAAAUUAAAUUUUGGUAACUAAAAUUAAAUUCUGUACUAAACAAACUUUACAUUGUUGUAAUUGGUUAUAAAGGAGUAGAAUUACAUU